UUACUCAAAAACCCCCCACCUUUCACUUUGUUUUCGUUUAUACCCUGACCUAGGAAAAAUGUCAUAAAUACUACUGACCUUGUCAAUAUAUUUCGCCCGUACCCCCAACCCGAAGCAGCACGCGCAUUUGUCCAGCGUGGCAUCCAUAUCAGCUAAAAACCCUGAAACGCACCGUUUAUGACUCUGACGCACCGAAUAUCUGACCAAACCAUGGUUAGUGAGGUGGCAAUUACUAAAACGGUGCGUUUUGUGUUUGACCUUAGUAUUUACCAUUCUUCCUCCUUUCAAAAUCGUUUCUUUUUUACAGAAACCCUAAUUAACAAAUUGAAAACAUUUGAGAAAAGCUAACCUAGGAUUUUCCAAAGCAACACUAUGUCUUCAGUGUCGCUAACUACGAGGGGUCUUGAUAACGUGAGCGACGAGCUGUUCAAUCUCCCUGCAACGAAAGAACGUAGCAGGUGCAGGCAUGGAAGGUUGUAUCUGUACACUUCAUGGACGAAAACGAACCCGGGAAGAAGAUUCUGGCGCUGUUGUAAGUCAAAGACCCCAGAUGAUUGCGGAGCAUUUCGGUGGUACGAUGAGGAGGUACCUUUCGAGAAUAUGAUCAAGUUCGGAGUGCUGUUGGACAAAGUGAAAGGAUUGACGGAGCAGCUUGAGGGUUGUGAAAAUACAAUUUCAGAAUUGAACAUAACAAUUCAGAAGUUGGAAGAGAAUCGAGACAAAGCAACCGUUGCUUUUACGGAGAUAAUAGAUGAAAAUGAUUGCCUGAGGAAGGAGAAUGCAGAAUUGAAGUCACAAGCCGAAGGAUCGCAAUCUUGUUCCAGGUUUUGCAAGAAAGCUUUGAUGACCCUGCUGUGUUUUUAUGUUUUCUUUUAUUUUGUUAUUCAAUGAUCAAGUAGUAGCAAUAAGUAAGCUAUUUAUGGAUGUGAUGUAUGUUUUGUGUAGGUCUUGAACUGUUGAGAGGACGAAGUUAUGGUGAUGGGAGGUGGUAGUAUAACGAACCAGUGUACUUUUGUUAAUUUAGGACUAAUUACUAAUGUAGUCCCUGUAAUUUAUGGUGUUUGGAGCUAGUGGAUUACUACCGUAAUGUAAUAGUGUGUAUUUAGAACACGACCUUUGUUAUGGUACGAUAAUUAUCUAUGUAAUAUUAUUGAUAUCUA
Mercurialis annua (annual mercury) is the source of this 1160-nucleotide messenger RNA. RefSeq lists its product as uncharacterized. Gene Ontology annotation, molecular function: zinc ion binding. The record is from RefSeq and is a predicted model, not a curated record. Lineage: Eukaryota; Viridiplantae; Streptophyta; Magnoliopsida; Malpighiales; Euphorbiaceae. The transcript has 2 exons. Bases 373 to 891 code for a protein of 172 amino acids.